Limulus polyphemus (Atlantic horseshoe crab) is the source of this 2524-nucleotide messenger RNA. RefSeq lists its product as uncharacterized. Bases 894 to 1604 code for a protein of 236 amino acids. Lineage: Eukaryota; Metazoa; Arthropoda; Merostomata; Xiphosura; Limulidae. The transcript has 3 exons. The record is from RefSeq and is a predicted model, not a curated record.
AUCUUUAGAUCUUAUGUUGAGCCUAUAAUGGAGGAGUCACGUGACAAGUACACAGAGAACACGACCACAACUGGACAGCUCACCAACUUAUCUCCUGACCAUAAGGCUAUCUUGGAGAUGCAUGCUAACAGCCAAUCAAACGCUAUAAUUUAUGUUGUCGUUGUACUUCUAUUGUACGCCUUAGGACUAAUAGUAGUGAUGGUGAAAUACAUAAAAACAGAGCGAUACGAAUCCCGAUUAUCUCAUCUCUACGAGGAGUUUGUACGAAAGGACAGGUUUGUCCGUCUCUCCAAACGCCAGCCUUCCAUAUCGGCGACAGCAAGAGCUCCUAACGCCGAUGGCGUAGAGGACAGCGUAGUACCUAAUUCCCCUUCAACUCGCUGUGCCCAACUAGACGCCACAAACCAAGCAGUUAGUAAGGUGUGAUAGGGAAAUGAAGUUAACUGAUUUGGGACUUGUUCAUGAAACGUUACCUAUAAAGAGAAUUGUAAAAAAGCUUGAAAAUUAUCAACUUUAUAAAUAUGACAGUGCGGAUUGGUUCCAAAAGCCUGAGAAGAGAUAUACUGUAUGAUCAGACUGUUUGAUAAACAUUACAUUAGCUUACCAAGAACUGAAGAUGCUGACACUUAUUUGAAGUACUAUGUAGAAAGUCUUAUUAUGAAGCUUUUAUUCGAAUUUUUGAUUUUCUAAAAACAACAGAUGGUACUUAUUGACUGUUUUUAAUCAUUAACUAUAUUUUUCACUAUGUUAAAAGUUUUAUGAUACUUUAUCAUAUACUGACAUCAUUUAUACCAAGUUCAAUUUCAGCGACAAAGUGACGUCCAUCAGAUAAAAAAAUAUGACUUCCUGUUAUAAUUCCAAGAUAUAAACACAAACUUAGGAGACCGGAAAUUAUGUCAAGGAUACCAAAGGUGUCUUUAAUGAAAAUAAAUAGGACUUUUACGACUAAAGUAACAAUAGUUUUUACUGCCUAUAUUCUAGGUAGUUGGACUAAAGUAACAAUGGUUUUUGCUGCCUAUAUUCUAGGUAGUUGGACUAAAGUAACAAUGGUUUUUGCUGCCUAUAUUCUAGGUAGUAGGUUUAAAGUAACAAUGGUUUUUGCUGCCUAUAUUCUAGGUAGUUGGACUAAAGUAACAAUGGUUUUUGCUGCCUAUAUUCUAGGUAGUUGGACUAAAGUAACAAUGGUUUUUGCUGCCUAUAUUCUAGGUAGUUGGACUAAAGUAACAAUGGUUUUUGCUGCCUAUAUUCUAGGUAGUUGGACUAAAGUAACAAUGGUUUUUGCUGCCUAUAUUCUAGGUAGUAGGUUUAAAGUAACAAUGGUUUUUGCUGCCUAUAUUCUAGGUAGUUGGACUAAAGUAACAAUGGUUUUUGCUGCCUAUAUUCUAGAUAGUUGGUGUAAAGUAACAAUGGUUUUUGCUGCCUAUAUUCUAGGUAGUUGGACUAAAAUAACAAUGGUUUUUGCUGCCUAUAUUCUAGGUAGUUGGACUAAAGUAACAAUGGUUUUUGCUGCCUAUAUUCUAGGUAGUUGGACUAAAGUAACAAUAGUUUUUGCUGCCUAUAUUCUAGGUAGUUGGACUAAAGUAACAAUAGUUUUUGCUGCCUAGGUAGUUGGUCAACAGAUCAAGAUUUAUCUACUACAACAGUUGUUGGAGCAUAAGAGUUUAUUUACAUGUAUUAUGACGUUUUUCCUGUCGGGCACUGAUUGGUCCUGUGCUAGAGCUUUGUACUGCGGAGCUAGUGAACCAGGGUGGAAUCUGUGCAAUAUGAUAAAACAUUCCCCAUUUCCUUUGGCGUGGAUGGUGGGUGGUAGGAUGCUGCUAACAGGCUACGCCCCCUCUAGUCAAUAGUUUAAAAUUAGGUACAACGGCAAAUAGCCUUAGUAGCUUUGCCAUAAAUACAAGAUACAAAUACAGUAUAGACAUUUUCCGUCAAAACAAUAGUUUUAUUUAUUUUAUCAAAUAGUGUCACAUCGUUCAAUUAAAGUCAAACAAGUUGUUAAAGGACAGAGUUUUUGAAUACUGUCAAGGACAGAACGACAAAAACAGGGUUCCACUCCGGUUAGACAAGAUCACGUUAUUUGUAAAAUUGAGUAAAUUGUUACACAACUAAAGAUAAAAUGUUUAACUAAAAAAAAUAAAACAUGUUGCUAAAUAUAAAUGUUUAUGAAAACUUUUCUGCUCUUAAAACACCGCUGUUGUUCAUGGUUCAUUAUAGCAUCGAGUUUAAUGUGUAAAAAACCCAUGCACCUAAUUCGAAGAAACUAAUGUUCAGAGUUCUGGUUUUCAAAUCAAAGUUUUAAUAUUUAAAGCAUGUUAUAGCAAUUACAAAACCCACCAUCGUAUGUAAAUGGAAUAUUAUCGUUCAACCACGCUCCUUUCUCAUCAUCUCACUCCGGAGUAUAAGGUAUUUAUAAGAUAUCAAAUUAAGCUCUGCUGAAUACGUCUGUUUGUACGCACCAAUAACUUUUUGCUGUUUCAGCAAAAUAUAUAUGUUCUAUGUUCAUGUAUAGCUUUGUGUACAUAGU